Closterium sp. NIES-67 is the source of this 4671-nucleotide messenger RNA. Lineage: Eukaryota; Viridiplantae; Streptophyta; Zygnematophyceae; Desmidiales; Closteriaceae. The record is from the annotation of a GenBank genome assembly.
GGUGGGCGGGAUGGCAGGGGAGCAGCAUGGAGCGGCGGCACAUGGGCGGGAUGGAAGGCAGGGCGCGUGAUGGCCAUGGAGGGCAGCAGGAGGUGGAGCUUAGAGGGAGCGCCCCGGGACACAUGGGCAGUGCAAUGGAGCAGGGGGAACCGAAUAUCUCUGCCAUGGCGUCGCUGAUGGGAGGGGGCGAUUCCGUGGCAGACAGCACGACGGUGUCUGGCAGCGGGGGCACGGGCGUGGGCGCGGGCGCGGGCGUGGGGUUGCUGGAUGUGCUGCGGGGAGGGGUGUGGCGGAGGUCAGUGUCUGUGGACGGGGCAGGGCGCGCGCAGGGCAGGCCAAGCAGGAAGCAGCUGCUGGGGCGAGGGGAGGGGGGGGAGGAAGGGCAGGGGGAGGGGAGCAAGGAGGGCGAGAAAGACUUUUCAGCUGAAGGGAAUGGCACGAUAGCAGGUGAAUGGCCUGCAGCUGAGCCUGGCCGCAGAGGUGAGGACGCAAGGGCGCAGGAUAUGGGAUUGUGGGAGACGGCAGGGAGGGAGUCGAGAAGGGUGGAGGGAGAGGCGGAGGAGGAGUGUGAGGAAGGGGAGGAGGAGAUGAUUGCAGCUGAGGCGUUGUGCUACGGGCCCCUGGCAGAGGUGAACCUGGGCGGCCACGUGCACACACGCAUGCGCAUGCUGCACCUGCUGCCCCACGCGCUGCCAUCGCUCGCUGACAGCUGGCCACUGCCUGCCGACCAGAGCAGCGUGCAGGCAGCUGAGUCAGCGCAGGGAGGGGAGGGGUCAGGGAUGGAGAGAGGCAGAGAGGCGGGUGAUGGCGAGGCAGCAGCAGGUGGCGAGGGUGCGAGGAGUGGCGCAGUGGAGGAGCAGCAAGUGCUGCCUCCACUCAAGUCCCCCUCAGCAGCUCGCCUCUUCAGCUUCGGCUCUCCCUUCCUCUUCUUCACCUCAACCCCCCGACCAUCCCCUGCACCUGCUGCCACUGCCGAACCUGCGUCGCUACCAGCAGCUGCAGCAGAGCUGCCAGCACCAGAGCUCUCAAUGGAAGCACCAGAAGCAACACCCGACCCCGCACCUGCUACCGCUUGCCCUGGCUCCAGCCAAAGCGUUCAGCCUCCUCCCGCGCCCGCGGGCACCAAGGACUCCUCGUCACCCGUCUCCCCAUUGGACCCCCUCCCUGCCGACGCCCCUCCUGCGCCCAAGUCCUUCCUUCUGCCUCCCUUCCUGCCGGCCAAGCCCCUCCCCGCCACCUCGGGCGUGGGCCCAGGCAAUGCAGGCGUGGGAGCGUUCCUGCGGCGGCCGCUGCUCUUCUUCCGCACACUGUCCCUGCAGGAGCGGGGCGAGCCGCUGCUGCACAAGGCGUACGGGGAGGAGGGGGGGGACGAGAUCGACUGGGACAGGCGCAAGGCUCUCGAGGCGGAGCAGGAGCAUCCCCUUUAUAAGCAGCCUUCAGAGGAACAGAAGGCAGCGAGUGAGUCGCAGGAGGAGCCGGUGUCUCCUUCGGCGUCGAGUGUGCGGGAGCUGUUUGGGGACGAGUUCCGCGUGGGCCACUGGGAGCGCCGCCAGGUGGACAGUCGCGACGGCGGCGCACGGCUGUGCGCGGAGGUGUUCCUGGCGUCCGUGGACCAGUGCCACGCGAGCGCUGCGGGCGAGGGCGCGUGCGCGCUGCUGGUGGCGCACAUAGCGGCGUGGGUGCACGCGCACGGGGUGGGGGUGCUGCCGGGGCAGGCGGAGCUGGACGAGCUCAUCCGCGCCGGGUCCGCGGACUGGCGGCGCCUCAGGGGGCUCAGGGACUUCCACCAGCGCUUCCCCGACGGGCACUUCGACCUCGAGACCGUGCUGGACGCCGUGCAGCACACCGAGGGGGGCGUGCCGGCAGAUGACGAGGCAGCUUGUGGGGGGGAGACAGUGAGUGCAGAGGCCAAGGGCAGUGGACAGGACACGGUUAGUGGAGAAAGCAAGGGGCUUGAUGGCACGCAUGGUGCAAGCAGCAGCAGCAGCAGCAGCAGCGCUGCUGUGACCGCACCUGUGCAGCGUCUGCCACUGCGUGUGGUGCCGAGCCGGUCGUUCGUCGGCUUCUUCCACCCGCCCAGCCUGGCAGCGAGGCGGGCCAAGCAGGAGGAGGAGGCUGAAAGGGAGAGCGGCGGAGGGGCAGAGGCUGAUGCAGCGGAUGUGUGCAGGGAAGGAGCAGGAAGGCGGACGGUGGAGGGGAACGAUGCGGGCACUGAGGAGACGGGUGGGGAAAAGGAUGGGGAAGUAGCGGAGGAGUGCAAGUGCAGGACGCACGGCCCAGGAGGGAAAGGAAAAGACGGCAAGGGGAUGUUGGGGGGAACAACAGAGCAGGUUGCUGGCAGUGUGGAGCCGACAGAGAGUUCACAGGGGAAGGCUCUGCAGCAGCUGAGUCUCCUGGAGGGCCUGCUGUCGUUCGAUGACAUCUGGGACGCCGUGGUGCGCGCCGGCGAGGGGGUGUACAUUGUGGCGUGGAACGACCACUUCUUCCUGCUGCUCCUGCGCCACCCCCACCCGCAGCAGCGGCAGCAGGGGGGGGGUGGUGCAGAGCAGGUAGCAACAAAUGUACAUGUGGGGGAGAAGCACGGGGAAAGCAGAGGCAAGGGCGGUACAGGGGAGGGCAGCAGAAGCAGUUUGGGCAUGGAGGGCGAGGUGGUGGGCGGGGAGGAGGUGGAGUGCGUGGUGAUCGACACGCUGGGGGAGCGGCUGCACGAGGGGUGCUCGCAGGCCUUCAUGCUGCGCUUCGACGCCUCCACCUGGGUGGACGUGGGCCGCGCACAGCCGGGGCUAGCAGCACAGGAGGGCACAGCAGGGGAAGGCGCAGCAGCAGGGAGUACAGGAGGAGAAGAGACUGCUCAAGGCAAGGGUGGUGAUGAGCAGGAAAGAGGGCUGCGUGCAGACGGUGCUGGCAGCAAGCAUGGCAGCAAGGCGGACAAGGUAGAUAAGGCAGACAAGGCGGACAAGGCAGGCGAGGCAGAGCAGGCAGUCAAGGCCGAGGAUAGGGCAGGUGGCACGGGGGUUAAGGGUGGCAAGUCAGAGGCAGGGAGGCGAUGGGGGAUGAAGGUAAGCAAGAGCAGUGGGAAGGCAAAAAGGGGCAGUGAGGUGGACUGUGGAGCAGAGGGAGAGCGGCGUGUUGUGGAGUGUGGUGGGAGUGGUGCAGCAGGUGCGGCAGAGGGGGUGGGCAGAAGGGGAGACGAAGGGGCAGCAGCACAUGGAGUGCAUGUGGCAGUGGUUACAGAGGCCAUGGCAACAGGAAGUCAGCCGAGACAAGGCACCGAAUCACUCCCUGCCAAUAGUGACUGCUCUCCUGGUGCCUCCACUACCGUUCCGCAACACGUAAUUAGUCAGUUGACAGACAACUGCCCCCUGCCAUUUAACAAAGAGUCAGCAUCCACUGCAGCUGAAUCAACGCCACUUACAGCACUGCAUGCAGCUGAGUCAGCAUGCCCGCCGCCACGCUGCAACAGUCCAUCACAGACACCCAGAGGCGAGACGUGUGCCAGCACCACAAUUCUUGAUGGGUGGGCGAGCAAUAGGCAGCCCACCCAUACUUCGCUGUGCACUGCUGGCUCUUCUCCCUCCUCCACCACCACCACUGCCUCCACCUCUGCCUCUCCUCCCACAUCUCCCUCCCCUCCCUGUGCCGGGGAGGGUGAGGCAGCAACACUGGCAACAGCGCGCAGGGUGUGGGGAGCAGAGGCGUGCCGGGAGUACCUCAAGGCGUUCCUGGCCGCUGUGCCCCUGGCGGAGGUGGAGAGCGAGGCGAGCAAGGGGCUGCUGGCCUCGCCUGAAGCCAUUCUCCGCCGCCUACAGGUGGAGUUCCACUUCACCCACCUGCAAUGAAUGCUUCACCCACCUGCAGUGAAGACCUCAUCCAAAUGCUCCGAAGUCUUCUCCCAGUUGCUCUGAAUACAUGGCACACUGGACCAUUUGGCCUUGCACACACAUCUGCCCAUUGGCAGAAGAGUUUUGGGGAAAUGUUAAUAUUUUCGCUUUUAUGACAACCGCAUGUGUUUAUUUCAAUAUGUACGGCCAUGAACAGGGCAUAAGAUUCGUUUUAGGGUACGCUGAUCAGCAUCCCCCUCCCCUGUGAGGAAUUCUGAUUCCUUACUGGGGCUCGCCACAGCGAGUACACGCGAACCUCUCGGGUCCGCAGGCUCGGCCCUUGGUUCUCGCGCCAAACCAGCCCCCGUCGACCUCGUCGGACCCAACCUCAUCCCGAGUCGCCCCGAACCCAUUUUGACCCCGUCACCCUCGGGACUAUCGAGCCCUUGACUGGUCCAACCCUCGAUAUUCAACCCCGGUCAAUUGCCCUAUAUAUUGCCUAGGCCUCAUUUCUAUCAACAUUAUGUAGAAUUCCGCAAUCACGUUCCCCUAUAGUAUUCUACGCUGUACUCUGAGUUAUAAUUCAUAACAACUAGUAUCACAACGGCUGACUCCCGCCGGCCGUCCCACCGUCGCGAGGCCUGGCCACGUCACCGAGAGGUGCGGGCGCUGCCGCCGUCGCCGCUGUCGCCGCUUGCGCCUCAAAAUUGGUUUUAGGCCACUCUUAGGAAUCAGAGUGCCAAAAAAAAAUUACCCUGCCGGUCAGAGUACAAUUUUUCUCAAGUCUGAUUCAGCAGGGUAGAACAUUCGGCACUCUGGGUGCUCAGGGUAAAAAAAGCAGAACCCAGUU